AUGGGAAACUACACAUCAGUAACCAGAUUCAUCCUCCUGGGACUGACAGAUGACCCCCAGCUACAGAUUCUGAUUUUGAUAUUUCUCCUUAUCACCUACAUGUUGAGUGUAAGUGGAAACCUGACUAUCAUCAUCCUCACAUUAGUGGAUUCUCACCUUAAGACCGCCAUGUACUUUUUUCUCCAAAAUUUCGCAUUCUUAGAAAUCUCAUUCACCUCUGCCUGUAUUCCUAGAUUCUUAUACAGUCUAUCAACAGGAGACAGGGUCAUUACCUACAAUUCUUGUGCAUGCCAACUCUUUUUUACAUAUGUUUUUGGAAUAACAGAGUUUUUCCUCCUGGCCACCAUGUCCUAUGAUCGCUAUGUAGCCAUCUGCAAACCCCUGCAUUACGUGACCAUCAUGAACCACAGAGUCUGCCAAAGGCUCAUCUUCUGCUGUUGGAUGAUCACUUUACUGAUCAUCCUCCCACCACUUAGCUUGGGGCUAAAUCUGGAAUUCUGUGACUCUAAUGCCAUUGACCACUUUAUCUGUGAUGCUAAUGCUCUCUUGAAGAUCUCAUGCUCAGAUACAUGGUUCAUAGAUCAAAUGGUUAUUGUUGGCUCUGUGCUGAUUUUUAUCAUGACGCUUGUGUGUGUGGUUUUGUCCUACAUGUAUAUCAUCAGAACGAUCCUAAGAUUUCCCUCUGCCCAGCAAAGAAAAAGGGCAUUUUCCACAUGUUCUUCCCACAUCAUUGUGGUCUCCAUCACUUAUGGCAGCUGCAUCUUUAUAUAUGUCAAACCUUCAGCAAAAGAUGAAAUGACCAUUAAUAAGGGAGUUUCAAUACUCACAACCUCCAUUUCUCCCAUGUUAAAUCCAUUUAUUUACACUCUGAGGAACAAACAAGUGAAACAAGCCUUUAAUGACAUAGUCAAAAGAUUUCUAUUUCUCUCUAGGAACUAG
This is a messenger RNA of Tupaia belangeri chinensis (Chinese tree shrew), 939 nucleotides long. Its product is annotated as olfactory receptor 6C2-like. The record is from RefSeq and is a predicted model, not a curated record. Gene Ontology annotation, cellular component: membrane. The coding region runs from base 1 to 939 and encodes 312 amino acids. The transcript has 2 exons. NCBI's taxonomy places the organism in Eukaryota, Metazoa, Chordata, Mammalia, Scandentia, Tupaiidae. Gene Ontology annotation, molecular function: G protein-coupled receptor activity; olfactory receptor activity. Gene Ontology annotation, biological process: G protein-coupled receptor signaling pathway.